Condylostylus longicornis is the source of this 5053-nucleotide messenger RNA. RefSeq names its product dual specificity phosphatase 29. Bases 570 to 1331 code for a protein of 253 amino acids. Lineage: Eukaryota; Metazoa; Arthropoda; Insecta; Diptera; Dolichopodidae. Gene Ontology annotation, molecular function: MAP kinase phosphatase activity; protein tyrosine/serine/threonine phosphatase activity. The transcript is spliced from 7 exons. Gene Ontology annotation, biological process: protein dephosphorylation; negative regulation of MAPK cascade. Gene Ontology annotation, cellular component: cytoplasm. The record is from RefSeq and is a predicted model, not a curated record.
UUUUGCGCGAUUUUUCAUUAUAAAAAUCAGUAGUUAAUUGGCAAUCGAAGGGUGCGGAAAAAUUAAAAAGCGUGUAUAAGCUUGAAGUAAUCAACAUAAUACCGUUAUUUUUCCGUUUAAUGAAACAUUAGCAAUUUUAUGGAUUUUUUCCAAUUAUUAGUAUUUACACGCAUACCUAUACAUAUAUAUUAUAUAAAUAUAUAAAAAGGAUAAUAAAUUUUGCCUGACUUUAUAAAGAAAAAAAAAAAACAAACAAAAAAAUAGUUCAUUUUGUAUAAGAAAAGUGCGAGUGACAAUUUUCAUGUUUUAUUUUUUUAUUUUAAAUAAAUAAAGUUAAUAAAAUAAGUAGAUAUAUUAAUAUAAUUUAAUUAAAAAAUUUUAAAGAAAAAAAAAAUAAUAGUUGUAAAUAAAAACAAAAUCAAUAUAAACUAUUUAUUUAAGAACUUAUUACAAAAUACUCAAAAUUUUAUGUGAAAAUCCUUUCUGCUGGUUUCUUCUCAAAAAGCAAUCGAAUAAAAUAAUUUUUAGAUAAAAACAACAACAAAAAAGAAAAUAUUUAUUAUACAAAAAUGUCGUGGAGAUAUGCGGUUUCAGCACCAUCUUAUAAUUCAGCAAUAAAUGGAAAUUAUGGUAACUAUGCUAGUUAUCGUGACAAAAAUGGCGGUAGAAGUUCUUCCUCUUCGUAUUACAGUAUGCCCCGCUAUAGUUCUGAAAGAGUUUAUGUGAGGCCUUCUAGAAUGGAAGUAUCAGAUAAGACUACUGGACAUCAUUUGCAAAGAAUUUUACAUUAUUCAGUAGCACCAUGUCGUCCUUUGCCUGGUUCACGUCCUUCUGAAUGUGCCAUACAUGGCGUUGACUGUGAUGAAGUCUAUCCAGGAAUCUAUAUAGGAGAUGCGGAUUCCGCCAGAAAUAAAGUUUUUCUUCGAAUCAUGGGUAUAACACAUAUACUUAAUACAGCUGAAGGAUCUAGGUAUGGUCAAGUUGACACAGGACAUAUUUUUUACCGUGAUAUGCCAAAUAUAAGAUAUAUGGGCUUCCCAAUGUUAGAUCAACCAACGACUGACAUUUCGAGAUAUUUUUACAUUGCAUCUAAAUUUAUAGAAAACGCCAUAAGUAGUGGAGGCAAGGUAUUAGUUCAUUGUUUAGUGGGAAUGUCCAGAUCUGCAACAUGUGUUUUAGCACAUUUAAUGAUAUCGAAAAAAAUGACUGCAGUUGAAGCAAUAAGAACAGUUCGUAUGCGUCGAGAUAUACGCCCAAAUGAUGGUUUUUUACAACAAUUAGCCGAUUUAGAUAAUGAAUUGAAACGGGAACAAACCUACUCAUCCUACUAACCUAAAUUAAUUUUUGAUUCACCUUUUCAUAUUUUUUUUGCAUUAAUUUUUAACAUGUAUUAAAGAGUUUAACAUAUUUGUUGUUUAGUUUUUUUUUUUUUUAAUUAUUAUAAAUGGUGAUUGCUAAUUAAAAAUGUAUGAAUUAAAAUUGAAUUAAAGUUAAUAGAAAAACUAUGGUUCAAUGAUAAGAAAUUACCAUCAUAAAUAAUUGUAAAAACAAUAAAAUAACAACUUUACUAUUAUAAUGGUAGAGGCACAAUGAACUACACCAAAAUAUAAAAAACGUAUCUGAACAAGACUUUAAAAAUUACAACAACCACCUCCAUUUCUUUAAUUUGUUAAAGUUAAGUUUUUCAAACGUGCCAAAAUAGCCAAUCAUACAAUAAUAUGUGAUUCUCACAAGAGUAUGUUCGAACGCGAAAUUUGAAAAGUGUUUACUCUGUUUAUAUAAGUUUAAUAUGCAUUUUAAUUACUCCGAUAUUCAAUAAAUAUUCAAAAUUAGUUCAAUAUAUUAUUACACACACAUACAUGAACACAAGAAAAAUUAAUGAAGAGAAAAAUUGAAAGAGGGCAAGAUUGCCAUUUCAUUACAGAAAAUGAUGCAGACAAUAAAAUAAAAAUUAAAAAAAAAUAUUAUGGAAAUUUUUUAUGGGAUUUUAAAAAAAAAGAGAUCAAAAUCAUAGACCCAUAAAGAAGCACUCUGUUACUCAAUUUUUUACACUAAUUCGUGAAUCUUUUUUACAAGGAUAAUCAAAUGAUAAAUAAAAUGUAAUGAAAAAUUUUUAUAUUGUAUAGGUAUAUAAAUUUUUCUAGUCAAUAUAAUAAUUCUGAAUACAAAGAAAUAGUAACUAUCAUAAUAAUAUUAUGGUUUUCAAAAUAAAUUAUACAAAAUUUAUUUUUGGAAAGGAUUAACUUUAACAUGCUUACAUAAAUAAAAUAAAUUUAAGAACUUAGAAAUAAAAAUUACUUAACACAAAGUAUUAAUACAUCUGCUAUACAUAAUAUAUUUUUCAAAAUUCGAGUAAUUUUAGCUUGCACAAAUAGACGAGCUUCUUUAAUUCAAUUCCAAAAUUUUAUGGCAAUUAUUCUAAUCUUUAAUAUUUGAUUGCAUCAAUAUGUACCCCAUAAUAAUAUAAUAUUUACCUGUUAUACUUGCGCUAUAGAUAAAGUAAAAUCGUAAAGAAAUUUAAAAGUGAAAUAGUUCCUGAAAUAACACAUGUAGGUACAUAUGUAUAUAUGUAUGUACAUAUGCAGCCAUAUAUAUGUAAAAAAAAAUUUCAAAAAUACUCUAAAAAUUAUUGAUUAAUUACCGUCCUUAUUGUAAUAAUACUCAGUUCAUUAGCUUUGGUAUUUCUAUAUUAUAUAAGCCUUCAUUUCUGCUAAAUUUAUAUAAUUGAGUUUAGUCAGAUAUAUAUACAUAUACCAGACGAUGACUAUAAGGUACAAACAUAUAUGUAUGUACAUACAUUUCAGUUCAAAAAGACAAAUACCUUGAAGUUUAAGUUAUCAAAAUGCAAUAAUAUUAAUACAAAUAAUUUAAGAAAGCUGUGUUCUUAAAGGAAGCUUUAAAAUAUUACAUUAUGUAGGUAAAAUAAUAAAAUUUUAAAUAGAAUAAGAAUAAAAGUAUAUUGGACGGAACAUAAAAUUAUGUAUAUCAAGAUCCGAAUAAAUUUAGAACUAUUCAUUUUAAUUUAAACCAUUCUUAGUUUUGCAAACACAGAAUUAUUUACAUUUAAAUUGUAAAGUAAUAUUCAGAUUUUACAUUUUAAAUGAUUAUCGAAAUAUUAAGUUUUUAAAAUACAGAUAUUGCGUACAUACAUAUAUACAUAUACGCAUCGAGGCAUACAUUUGUACUUAGUUAUAAUAAAUGUUGUAAAAUAACUAGGGCUCUUACACUGAAAUGAUGUAAUGACAAAUUAAAAUUAAGGUCAAUUAAUAAAAAUAUUAAUAUAUACAUACAUACAUAUGUAUUUCAAGUCAUUCAACAACUUGAAUGGUUUUAUUAUGUUUGAUGUAAAUUUUCUUUAUCAUUUUAUUUUUUAUAUUUUAGUUUAAAACUAAAUUUUGCUAUUUCAUUAAACUACAAUAUAACAAAAAUAAUUACGCAAAAAAAAAUAAUAUAUUAUAUUUCUGUGCAAAAAUAUAAAUUGAAUUAUUUAUUAUCUUAUCCUGAACACGAAAACUUAUUAAAUGUUUAUCAGUUGCUUUUGUUGCGCCUCUACCAUCUACCUAAAACAAUACUUUUUUCGAGAAUAUACAAAACUAUGUAAAGCACUUAAAAGUACACCCAUAUAUUUUAGACGCAUCACUUAAGGUGAUGAGAUACUAUUCGAAAAUAUUUAUUGAGGUUUUCUUUAAAAAAAUUUAAAGUUAUAAAUUAAUUUUAUUCUUAAAAUUGCGAAAAUUUUGAUAAAAAAAGAUAUCGCUUCAACUUUAGUGAUGCAUCUAAGAAAAUUAUGAAAAAUAGUAUACAAACAUACAUACAUAUGUACAUAUUAUAUAAAAAGUUUUUAGAGCUCUGCAAUAUUGUUGAAAUUGAAUACUUCAAAAUGUUAAUAAAAUAUACAUACAUAUAUAGUAAAUACUUUUUAAAUGUCUUUAUGACCUUCAAACAUUUUUAUCCAAUGCAAAAAGUAACCCAUUAUGGUGCUUUUAUUUCAACAGUUUAUGUAAUGUACAUAAUAUUACAUAACAUAUAAAAUAUGUAAUACUAAAAUCCUAAACGGCUGUAAAAAUUAUACUGCAGUUUCUCCAUUCAAAAUAUAAAAUGGUUUAAAGGAAAGUUCUUUAAUAUAAAAACAAAAAAAAAACAAAGGACAUUUAAUUGAAAUUAUUGAAUAUUUUUAAAUUUAAGUUUCUCAAUUUGAAAAUUUUUAGAUAAAUAAAUUAUAAAAAUAUAUACUCAGAACUACAUUCAAUUUUUUUCUUUCCCGCAUUGGAAAGAUUCAUUUCUUUCCAAAAAAUUGAAGACAAAUUUUUUGCUUUUAUAAUUGCUAUUAUCUAUAAUGUAACGUAUCUCUUCUGUAUAAUAUAUAUAUACAUAUAUACGUACCUACAGUAAUUCCUUUUAUUGUCAAGAUUUUUUAGCAUCAACUACUUAUAUAACGAGUAUUUUUAUUAAUAUAAUUUUAUUAUUUUAUAACAAUUUUUAAGAGAAAAGGAUAUAAAAUUUAUAAAUUACAUAAUAUAAUAUUAGUAAUUAAAUAAAUAAAACGAUAAUUUUGUAUUUUAUAUACAUAAUAUGUAUAAAAGUUUUUGAAUUAAUUAUGCUGCAACUCGAUAAUUUUGUAUCUCAUAAAAAUUUUUUAAAUUAAUUUUAGCUUUAAAUUUUGAAAUUAUAAUAAUAUUAUAAUAAAAUAAAACGAAAACAAAAAAAAAUGUAUAGUUACAAAUUCGCAAAAUAUUUAUACCUAUGUAAAAUUUAAAAAAAAAAAAAAACAACAGUAGCAUACUGAUUAUGAAUAUAGAAUAACAAAUUAUUCUAUAAUAUUAAAUUUUAUUAAAAGUAAUUGAAUUACAGUGAAAUUAACUUAUAUAUUUAAAUUAACUGACAUUUUUGAUAAGUUUUAGGUAUUGUGAAAAAAUGUAAGGAAUAACCUACACCCAAGUAUAAUGUUAGACAAUUCAAAAAUAGGUGAGAAUCUUGCCUUAAGGCGAAGAUUAAUUUGUUUUUAGCAUACAUUUAAAAUAGAGAAUGUACCAUCUACAUAUGGGAUAAAUUU